Messenger RNA from Cuscuta europaea, 3585 nucleotides. The record is from the annotation of a GenBank genome assembly. Lineage: Eukaryota; Viridiplantae; Streptophyta; Magnoliopsida; Solanales; Convolvulaceae.
GCAUUUUUGUUUAACAAAAAAUAAUUUUUGUUUGUAAAAAAAAAUUGUAAUACAAAAAACAAUUCUUUCUACUUGUAUAGUUGUAUUACAAAUAACAAUUUUGACAGAAUCAUAUUUUUGCUAAUGUCUGAUUCAUGUUUAUGUUUACUGUAUCUAGAAAAAAGUUAAGUUGUCCGAAGACAGUUGAAAACGGAGAAGGAAUUUUCAAUAUCACCUUCUGCAGUUCUUCCCGCAACCCUAAACCCUUUAAGAGUUAAAGUUAGAGUCUUUCCGCGCCCUUGUACAGGUCAGAUUCUCACCUUCUCUUGGUGUUUGGGGUUAAUGCCUAAGGUCCAGAAUGGACUCUUUUUAGUAAUAGAGGUCUUAAGGUUCACCCUUUUAGAAUUGGUCUAGGGAUAAAGAACUUUACACCAUGUAUUCACUUCAUUACACACUCUGAUAUGCAUCGGAGUCUUGGUAAGCAUCGUCUUAUCUAUCGUGCUCGCAUUUCCAACUAUGUGAAAACUGGGCUUGUAGAUGAAGCAAUCCAGGUGUUCGAUAAAAUGACUACAUCAGACUGCAGGGUUUUCAGCAUUGAUUACAACCGAUUUAUUGGCGUCCUGAUUAAGAAUUUUCGGUUUGACUUGGCAGAACAGUAUUACCAUGAGAUGAAGCCCAAUGGUUUCUCCUUGAACCCUCAUACAUAUUCAAGAUUUAUUUCCGGCUUGUGUAAAGUUAAGAAUUUUGAGCUUAUCCAUAAACUUUUAGAUGAUAUGGAUAGGCUUGGGGUAGUCCCAUAUAUUUGGGCGUGUAAUAUAUAUUUAAAUCUUUUGUGUAAUGAAAACUUUGUCCAGUUAGCGCUGGAGACGUUGAGAGUCAUGGGAGAGAAAGGUAGAGAACCUGAUGUAGUCAGCUAUACUGUAGUUAUUAAUGGACUGUUUAAGAUUAGAAGGUUUGACAAUGCAAUUGAAAUAUGGGAUAUGAUGAUCCGGAAAGGUCAUACACCUGACUACAAGGCUUGUAGAGCUGUCGUAUUGGGUCUGUGUGAGUAUGGGAAGGUUGAUACGGCAUAUGAACUAACAUUAGGUGUAAUGAGAAGUCGAAUUAAGUUUGACAUUAAAAUAUACAAUAAACUCAUUGAUGGGUUCUGCCGAAUUGGAAGGAUUGAUAAAGCUCAAACAAUUAAGUCAUUCAUGAGAAGAAAUGGAUGUGAUCCUGAUCUGUCCACUUACAAUGUUUUCUUGAAUUAUAGUUGUAACGAACUUAUGUUGGGGGAAGCAGAGAGAUUGAUAGAGAAGAUGGAAGUUUGUGGUAUGAUACCCGAUCACUAUAGCUAUAACCAGUUACUUAAGGGUCUAUGUAGGGCGAAGAAAGUGGAUAAGGCAUACACGCUCAUGAUAACUAAGAUGGGACCUAAAUGUUUGCUUGAUGUUGUCUCAUAUAACACAAUAAUUAGAGCGCUUUGCCAAACGGGCCACUCCAUGAGGGCGUACAAGCUAUUAGAUGAGAUGAGGGAAAGGGAAAUAUGUCCAGAUAUAGUAACUUUUACGAUUUUGAUAAAAUCAUUCUUAGGAGAAGGAAACUCUGAUGUGGCUGAGAUGAUUCUUGACCAGAUGACACAAAUGAAUCUUUUUCCAGAUCGUGUGUUAUAUACCACUAUCAUCCACCAUCUUUGUAAGACUGGAAGGAUAGGGACAGCACAGAGCACUUUCCAUGACAUGUUAGAGCAGGGAGUGAGCCCUGAUGUUGUUUCCUACAAUGCAUUGGUUUACGGGCUUUGCAGAGCUUCUAAAGUUAGUGAAGCUAUGGUUCUUUAUGAAGACAUGCAAAAGAGGGGUUUAUGUCCAGAUGAGGUGACAUUCAAGUUAAUUAUUCAAGGAUUAAUUAAUGAAAAGAAACUUUCUUGGGCUUGUGCAAUAUGGGAUCAGAUGAUGGAGAAGGGAUUUACUCUCAAUAGUGAUUUGUCUGAAAAGCUAAUUAAUUCAAUGAAUAUGAAAGGCUUUUCUUCCAAGGAUGUCAGGUGACCUGCUGGCUAAGAGUCUAUUUAGAAAGGGUUAUUUGGCUGAUAUAAAAGCUAAUUAAUUCAUGAACCUGAAAGGUGUUUCUUCCAAGGAUGUCAGGUGACCAGCAGUCUAAGUUCCUGUUUAUUUAGGUUAUUUGGCUGAUGUGGAAGGAUCUGCUGAUUUUUUUGAAAUGAAAAGUGCCUGAUAUAAUACUUGUUCUGUCAUUCUAAGUUGAUAAGCUGAUGAAGCAAACUAAGCCACUAUUGGCUACCAAAUGGGCACUAAAUCGGUUGAAGUGUAUUACUAGCCUUUCUUUCAUUACAAGCUUCUCGUAAUGGAGAGCCAAAUUGAUGGCAAGUGGUAGAAUCACUUCUUUAUGUGAUGCACAAAGGAUUCUUGAAUUUCUUGAAGGGGUCCUUUAUCCUUAUGCAAGUAUGAUAUACUUUUUGACAAAUUGUUAUCUUUCUCUUAACCGUGUAUAUAUUAAGCUGAUACACGUUUUUUGUGAUUGGUAGACAUUUCACAAUCACUGCAACCAUCCAGGAAUAUUGAAGGAACCACACAUCUUAUUCCUGCACUUCUUUGUUUACUCAAUCAAUGAAAUCUCUAGAUGAAUAGCAUUAUAAGCAAUUUUUAGAAUUGUAGAUAGGUAAUUAACCUGUUGCCAGCCUUUACUCAUAAAGCUGUUUGUAGUGCUGGCCGUGAAAGGGUGGAUAUACACAAAAUUGGCCCUAUGGGAGGGAGGAGGGGGGAAACCAACUCCAAUUCACUACCUCGGUUGAAAUUAAACUGAAGACAGCAGCAUGGAAGUAGUAACAAUGGCCUAGUGGUCAGGGAGGUGCAGGGAAGAGAGAGAGAUAAGGACACUAUGGAAUAGUCCCCCUCUUGCCACACAGGGAGGAGUUGCUGGUGAUGGAGAGUGACAUUUGUGGCGCUUCUGUAAUUGCUAUUGGAUAUGGCUUCUGUUAAGUGUAAACUAGGGUUCUAGAAAAACAGUCUUAUUCUUGGGAGAAUGGAGAAUAAGGAUGUUUCUGAGGAAUAUGAAGAUCAAAAUUUCAUGCGAAUAUACAAUGUAGAAGAAUCUGUUUGUUCAGAGUUGGCCUGUACAGAUCCCCACACAAUAUUGGUGCGGAGCAGUUGGUUUACUGCUGCUUAGCCCAUUCUUCUCAGACCUCCCAGUUGUAAUCUGUAGUUAUUCACAAAGUGGAAUUUCAUAUCAAAAGAUUGUGAUGAUAAUUAAGCACUUCAGGAUGACAAAUAAAAGCUAGGUGUGCUGCUAAUAUUGUGGAUUUGCUCGCAUUGGUUGGUUGGCUGGCGGUUGUUUGUACAUAGCGAUUAGCAAGUUGGAUUGACUCGAGCAACAAUCAUGAAAGGUAUAAUGUUUUCAAUCCGUACUUGUUUAUACAAAAACCAUACAAACGUGUGGCAUGUACUCAUGUAUGAUCAACUUCCUAAACAUGUAUAGCUUUCCAUAGACCCAAUCAAAAUAUUGAAAUAUGAGUUCGUUUGAUAACAUUUGUUUUGUGUUUUAAAUUCCCUCUUUGAAAACAAAGCUGCUGCUGCAAAAACAUAUUUGUAUCUUUCGAUUUCUCAAAAGAGGGAA